ACAAAUUUUCGAGGACCAAUCGAGUAAAAGCGAAGAUGAGCCGCAAGAGAGAAAACCCCUACACAUACCGCCACACACCGGCGCGAAUCUCGAAACGCCGGCGACCUUGGGCACCUCCUCCGUCAUUAGAAACCAAUGAAAUCAUCGACAAGCCGACCGCAAAACCUCCGCCGCCACCGGCUCUGCUCGUCACCGGACUUCCCGCCAACUGCUCAGUCCUGGAGCUGAAAUCUCGAUUCGAGAUCUACGGAUCAAUCUCCAGGAUCCGAAUCGACGAAGACGGAGUCGGAUCCGUCUCGUAUCGCAACGCCGAGUCAGCAGAAGCCGCCAUCGCCGGUAGUCACGAGCCUUCGUUCGGUAUCUCCAUCGAUUCCAAAAAGUUGGAGGUGGCUUGGGCGACGGAUUCAGUGAUGACGUGGAAGGAAGGUGUGAAGGUGGGGGAAGAAAAGGAGAAGACGUCGCCGUGGUUGUCGUCGAAGCUUGUGCGAGCUGAGAUGUCAUUAAGAAAACAUGGGAGAAGGAAUAGGCUAGCGUCGACUAUUGUCAACCCGAGAAGUCAAUCUCCGGCAACGAGAAGGGAGGUUAAAGACAGAGAUAUUGUAGCCUACGACGAUAUUCUUUAACACUUACUAGAAAAGAUAGUAACUUUUUUUCUUCUCUGUGAAAGAACUCUGAUUCUUUUCCAUUUUAUUUUUGCAAAGAUGUGUAUGUUAUAUAUGUACGAAUUUAGCGAAGUCUUUUUUUUUUUC
Brassica napus (rape) is the source of this 749-nucleotide messenger RNA. RefSeq lists its product as uncharacterized. Gene Ontology annotation, molecular function: RNA binding. The transcript is spliced from 2 exons. Bases 36 to 623 code for a protein of 195 amino acids. The record is from RefSeq and is a predicted model, not a curated record. NCBI's taxonomy places the organism in Eukaryota, Viridiplantae, Streptophyta, Magnoliopsida, Brassicales, Brassicaceae.